AUGGAGCUGCAGAAUUGUGUUGCUUAUUGCCAAUUUUGCAUUGGUCCAUGUGUGCUCCUUGCCCGACUUGAAGGUAGAAGUUCCUUGAAAGAAAUCGAACCAAAUCUGUUUGCUGAUGAAGACUCACCAGUGCAUGGUGAUGUUGUUGAGUUUCGUGGUCCUGAAGGAACAGGAAAAUCAGAAAGGCUGUAUCACUUAACAGACCGAUGUGUGCUUCCAAAAUCAGAGGGUGGACUGGAAAUAGAAGUCUUGUGUAUUGGCACCGAUUACCCCUUUGACCUGCUUCGGCUCGUGACAGUUCUGGAGCCCAGGCUGUCGCGGAGCUCCGAAGAAGCGAAGCUCUGCCUGGCGAGGCUGUGCCCGGUGCGCUAGAGUAGUCACCCCGCGCUCUGCCCGAUGCUGGACAGCCUGUGGGCUUUCCACUGCAUAGACCGCGUCAAGGGAGGGGAAAGUGUGGCCCUGCAGGAGGCUACUCUGAAGGAAUGUUCUCAGCUCCUGGGGAAACUUGUGGACAAGUACCGCCUGGUUCUGUUCGCGACAACGCAAAGCCUGAUGCAGAAAGCCUCACACCCGCCCGCAGGGCCUUCUCCCUCCACGCCCCCGUGCGAUCCCGAUGUGCACUACAGACCCUAUCUCUGUACGGCCGGGCAAGGAAUGGUAAAACACAGACUAUUUUUCUCCAAAGAAGAUGAUUCUCAAAGGAGCAGUCGAUUCUCAUUAGUGUCCCGUCAAAACAAAAGUAGCAAUAUAAAAAAACACUUUUUUAUUAUCAGAGAAAGUGGGGUUGAAUUUUGUUGA
Jaculus jaculus (lesser Egyptian jerboa) is the source of this 798-nucleotide messenger RNA. RefSeq names its product DNA repair protein XRCC2-like. The record is from RefSeq and is a predicted model, not a curated record. Gene Ontology annotation, biological process: DNA strand invasion; double-strand break repair via homologous recombination. Lineage: Eukaryota; Metazoa; Chordata; Mammalia; Rodentia; Dipodidae. Gene Ontology annotation, cellular component: Rad51B-Rad51C-Rad51D-XRCC2 complex; centrosome; replication fork. Gene Ontology annotation, molecular function: ATP binding; ATP-dependent DNA damage sensor activity; four-way junction DNA binding.